Messenger RNA from Beauveria bassiana ARSEF 2860, 1167 nucleotides. RefSeq names its product putative aspartic protease. The transcript has 2 exons. Gene Ontology annotation, biological process: proteolysis. Gene Ontology annotation, molecular function: aspartic-type endopeptidase activity. Bases 1 to 1167 code for a protein of 388 amino acids. NCBI's taxonomy places the organism in Eukaryota, Fungi, Ascomycota, Sordariomycetes, Hypocreales, Cordycipitaceae. The record is from RefSeq and is a predicted model, not a curated record.
AUGCGUUACACUUCCCUCUCUCUUCUCGUGGCCGCAGAGGCCAUCCUGGCAUCGCCGGUUGAGCGGGCUACCAAGCCCUCGGCCGUGCCUGUCAAGCACGUCGUCAAAGUCAGCUCCCCAAACGGCCUCAUUGCAAAGGGUCUGGCCCGCAUCAACAAGAUCAACGGUGCUGAGAGUACCUUGGGAAACAUUGACGCUUCUGGUCCUGCUGAAAAUGACGACGUCAGCUACAUUGCCUCUGUCGCCAUUGGUAGCGCCAGCUGGGACUUGAUUGUCGACACUGGGUCCUCCAACACCUGGACCGGCGCUCAGAAAUCCUACGUCCCCUACUCCACCGGCAACGACACCGGCGGCACCGUCGGCGUCAGCUACGGCUCCGGCCAGUUCUCGGGCGAAGAGUACGUCGACAAGGUCACCUUUGCCGGCCUUACCGUCAAGUCGCAGUCUGUCGGCUCCGCCAAGAGCGCCGUGGGCUUCAACGGCGUCGACGGCAUCUUUGGCCUCGGCCCCGUGGGUCUGACGCGCAACACCGUGUCCAACGCCGCCACCGUGCCCACGUUUCUCGACAACCUGUACAAGCAAGGGUCCAUCCCGAGCGAGGUGCUCGGUGUCUACUUUAAGCCCGAGGCCGGCAGCGACACCAGCGACAACAACGGCGAGCUGACGCUCGGCGGUGUGGACAGCACAAAGUACACGGGCGCCCUCAACUACGUGCCCACGCUCAAGAGCGGCAGCGCGGCCGCGUACUGGGGCGUCAGCAUCGCCAGCUUCACCUACGGCUCGACCGUGCUCGCGUCGGGCGCCACCGGCAUCGUCGACACCGGCACCACGCUCAUCUACAUUCCCUCGGCCGCCUACGCCAAGUACCUGUCGGCCUCGGGCGGCAAGACCGACGCCAACACGGGCCUCGUCUCGUACACCACCAAGCCCACGGCCAACUUUGGCAUCAAGAUUGGCGCAACCACCUACAACCUGACCCCGGCGCAGUACCUGGUCCCCGCGAGCCAGUACGGCUUCUUUGGGCUGCCGGCCGGCAAGUACUACUCUUGGAUCGCCAACGGCGGCACCGGCUCGGUCAACACCGUUAUUGGCCAAAAGUUCCUGGAGAACUACUACUCCGUCUACGACACCACCAACGCCCGCAUCGGCUUCGCCACGGCUGCCUAA